CGUGUGGAAGUCCGCUCCACUCGCGGUCAAUCACAGCCUCGGACGCUGGCGGUCACAUCACGGUCGUGCGCGAUGACAUCAACGAACAAUGGCCGUCCUGGCGUCACGGUCGUCAUGUCGCCUCCUUGAUCGGGAGAGGGGCGCUGGACGAAUCCAAGAUGGCGGCGACGGUGUUGGUGGCGGCAUGUCCUCCUCUCAGUUGACCCAAUUGGCAUACCUGGAAAAAUGUGGAACAUGGCACCGAGAGGCGACACAUCGAGUUGCACUUCAAAGGACGUUUAAAACGUAUCUCCUUCUGUUUCCUGGAGCCUUCCCCCCACCCCCCAAUAAGACUCCCUGCCACUCACCCGCCCUCCCCUCCGUGAUGAGACAUGCCUCAGCCCUACUCCCUCCGCAGCCCCUAUGUGGGACCCUCGCCGCCCGGUUCCAUCACCCCCAAAGCCGCCCGCCGCCAACUGACAGGGUCAGGAGUAGGGGGUCAGAGGGUACCCAGCCAGGACCGGCUGUCGGGGGGCCGUGGGCCGGGUCCCCAGCCCGGGGGCAGGUUGGCCGCCUACCAACAGAGGCCCCCAGCCCCUCCUCACGGCAAGCCACGUCCCCUCCCCCCAGGCCCGGGGCCGCUGGACGAGAGGGGCCGCAAGCUGGAGGCCAAGGGGAGGCCAGGACGCAGCAGCAGGGAGUCAGCCCCCACUUCGUCAGCUGUGGCCCCCAGCCCCGGCGUCGCCAGGCGUGCGCCGCUGCGGGCUGACCGCACCCUUGGGGUUAAAGGCCUGCCCCCUUCCUCCACGGCCUCCACCUCCACCUCCUCCACCUUCUCCUCCUCCUCCUCGUCUUCCUCGUCCUCCUCCUCGUCUUCCCCCCCCUCCUGGCGGAAGGCCAGCCUGGGCGGUGGAGGGGUAGGAGGGGUAGCAACAGCCUCUCAGGCCCCCGGGGCAGUCCGCGCCGAUCCCUGCGCUGGGCUCCACGAGCCCCAGGAGCUGCAGGAGUGCCUGCGCAGGCUUGGUGCCGUCCGCCUUCGCCGAUCGCCCUCUCUGGGGCGCCUGCCCACCCAGCCUGAGCCCACCUCGACCCAGCCUCCCCCCUUGCCCCCACCCUCCAUCAAGAGCAGCUCCUCGCUGCGGGGCCUGCGUCAGGAUGUGGAGGCCCCCGGGGCUGGGGUGACCCCGCGGCCCAUCCAGUUGGACAUCCUGCCGGGUCCCUCCAGGGUCCAGGGGAGUGGCAGCGGCCCGGCUCGGAGCCAGGACGGGCAGCGGGAGGCUCCGCUCCAGGAACAGCAGAAACAAGAGAUUGUAACGGUUGGGACUGGCCUUGUUGGGCUCAGGAACCUGGGCAACACGUGUUUUAUGAAUGCAAUUCUUCAGUGCCUCAGCAACACUCAAGGACUCCGGGAUUACUGCAUCCGCAGGGAAUAUCAACUGGAAAGAAAUGGUUUUGGAAAGCGGAACUGUGAGCUCAUGGAUGCGUUCGCCAGUCUGAUAGCCAUGCUAUGGGAACCUUCAAGCAGCGGCUCCAUCAACCCCAUCCAUUUCCAACAGAAAUUCCAGAAGUUUGUCCCGCAUUUUGCGGGGUACAGCCAGCAGGAUGCUCAAGAGUUUCUGCGCUUUCUGAUGGAUUGGCUACACAUUGAGAUUAACCGGAAACCACAGAAGACUCCGAACAUCAUGUCGUUAUCCGGGAUCCAGGUGCCCUCUGACAAGAUGGAGAGGUUACGUGAUGAUGAAAAAUCGAUGCAGAUGUGGAAACGAUACCUGGAGAGGGAUGACAGUAAAAUCGUAGAUCUCUUUGUAGGUCAGUUGAACAGUACUCUUUGCUGCACCACUUGCGGUCACAAAUCCACCACCUUCGAGGUCUUCUGCGAUCUGUCGCUGCCAAUCCCCAAGAGACUGUCGAUGACAGGCCGUGUCUCCCUGCUGGAAUGUCUCAGUCUGUUCACUGCCGAAGAGGAGCUGGACACUGACAACGCACCGAUGUGCGAGAGGUGUAACCAGAGGAAGAGAAGCACUAAGAAGCUGACGAUCCAGAGAUUCCCCAAGAUCCUUGUUCUACACCUGAACCGAUUCUCUUUCAGUCGCUAUGCGAUCAGAAAGUCUACCACUCACGUGGAGUUCCCGUUGUACGGGCUGAGCUUAAGGCAGUUUGCUGCCGACAAGACAGGCAAUCCUGUUUACGAUCUCUAUGCAGUGUGUAACCACACAGGGACUGUGAAUGGCGGUCACUACACGGCCUACUGCAAGUCCAGAGGAAAGUGGCACGUCUUCAACGAUUCCAGGGUCUCGCUGAUUCAGGAGAAUCAGAUUGUCUCCAGUGAAGCAUAUGUACUUUCUACCAGCUGGACGAGAGACAGUCUGUUUGGUGAAGGAUUAGGGGCAGCGAGGUCGGGCGGGGGGGAUGGUGGGGGCGGGGUCCCUGCUUGUGACCCUCACAGAUCCUGGAGCCCUCCACCACCCCAGUCCAGUACUGCCCCACCACCCUCCACCACGUGGGUCCAUUCUGUCUCCCCACCCCUCACCUACCCGGUGCCCCCGCCACCUCUUCACUGUCCUUCCUCCUCAGAGGGGACCACUCUCCUUCACAUACCCUCCUCCCCACGGACUCUCAGGUGACUGGGCUCUUGAGAAGGAUUGAGUGGAAACAUUGCAGAUUAAAAUGGAAUCCGUUUACACUGGAUGCUGCCUGGAUUUCUUUGCACGGGCUGUGUGUGUGUCUGUCUGUGUGUGUGUGUCUGUGUGUGUGUUUGUUUCUGUGUGUGUGUGUGUGUGUCAGCCUGUCUCUCACUUUCCCUUUCUCUCCCCUCCCUCUUUCCAUCCUCCUCCCUUUUCUUUCUCUCUUCCCCCCCCCCGCCCCUCAGUCUGUCUCUCCCCAGUCCCUCUCCUUCCUUCCUACUAGACUGUCUUCUCCUCAAUCUGACCCCCAACCCAAGCCUCCCUCCCUCUCCGCUGUGUUGGUACAUCAGCAGUGUUACUGGGAAGCCCCGAGCUGCCUUUCGGCUCUUCCCAGCCCACCCCACCGAUUGGGGGACCCUAUCCUACAUCUGCCCACUCAGUUUGUUGUCAGGAACGCUGCAGACCCCCCUCCCCCACCUCAUGUUGUUCUUGAACACCCCCCUGUCAUCAGAAAGCCCUGCGUGAAGUGGGAGAAAAUGACGUUUGAGAUGUAACAAGGGGACUUCAAUAAAUCUGUUGGUAAAUCAGAUACAAACCAAAGGCUGGAGUUGGUCAAGUGAAAGUCUCUACCCUCUCUCCCUCUUUCUCUCUCUCUGUCUUUCUGUAGUGCUAUUUCUUCUUGCUCAUGGUGUUUUACUCUCUCAGUCUCACCCUUGCACUCUCUCUCUCUCUCUCUCUCUCUCUCUCUCUGCUGCUCUGUCUUUGCCUGUGCUCUCUCUCCAUCCCUCUCUUUUACUCUCUUCCACCUCCCUCUCUUUGCUUCUCCCAUCCCCUCUUCCCCUUGCCCCGUCUGUGUGUGUGCUUCAGUAAAAAUGGAAAUGUAAAUAUUGUAAUGCUGAAUCACCUGUAAACUAGAAACUACACGCACUCACACUCGCAAAGAGAAAUAAAUUAUUUUAUCCUUUUGCAA
This is a messenger RNA of Stegostoma tigrinum, 3573 nucleotides long. RefSeq names its product ubiquitin carboxyl-terminal hydrolase 21. Bases 372 to 2603 code for a protein of 743 amino acids. Gene Ontology annotation, molecular function: cysteine-type deubiquitinase activity. Gene Ontology annotation, cellular component: cytoplasm. The record is from RefSeq and is a predicted model, not a curated record. The transcript has 14 exons. Gene Ontology annotation, biological process: protein deubiquitination. Lineage: Eukaryota; Metazoa; Chordata; Chondrichthyes; Orectolobiformes; Stegostomatidae.